AUGCAUACGUUCUACACUAUCCGCUUUCCUCCGCCUGCCCCCCAGAGAGGGCUCGUGGAGUACCAACCAAUACGUGUCACCAACAAGGCGAUGGAAUCAUUGCUGUUCUGCAUUGUCCACACGAUCGAGUUCCAGAGCCCCUUGCAGCCAAUAAAGCAGCAGGUGCCGUCACCUGGGGGGACCUCUGGCAAAGGUAGUGGAUCGCGGAACGAGGAGUAUGUCUCGCCAGUCGUGAGCUCCAGCACACUGCUCGGGAACGUGACGUACGUGGCGCGAAAUGAGCACAACCCGAGUGUUCUUGUCUCACUCCGUUCGGCAGUGGAGGCAGCCCGCGCCAUUCAGAUUCCCGAGAAGAGCAAUGAGGUGCCCUUUGAGCUUCGUGUGCGGCUUCUGCGUCGUCAGCGGGGUUGGUUCUGGUGUGAGUUACGACCGCUCGUAGAAUGGGUGUUUCGAAUGAUCAAAACAAGAGAAGAGUUGAGUUUCCCUGCUGUGCAUAGUGACGCAACCGAGCGGGCGCGUCAAAAAUCAUUACCCGGCACGGCACCCGUGAGGCGCACCUCUGCAUCGAAAGGAGGGCAGGGUCGUGUUCAGGAGGAGGGUAUUGUGUACUCGAACGACCCAGGGCAAAUUCGUCAGGUGCUGAAGUUUAUCGUGAAGAAAAGCUAUGAAGACAUCGAGCUCAACACAUACGCUGACUUUAGAUCUGGUGAGUUGGUGUUUGAUAUAUCUGUACAGGAGGUUUCGUGA
This is a messenger RNA of Trypanosoma grayi, 747 nucleotides long. RefSeq lists its product as hypothetical. The transcript has a single exon. The record is from RefSeq and is a predicted model, not a curated record. Lineage: Eukaryota; Euglenozoa; Kinetoplastea; Trypanosomatida; Trypanosomatidae. Bases 1 to 747 code for a protein of 248 amino acids.